Messenger RNA from Pseudo-nitzschia multistriata, 1615 nucleotides. The record is from the annotation of a GenBank genome assembly. NCBI's taxonomy places the organism in Eukaryota, Bacillariophyta, Bacillariophyceae, Bacillariales, Bacillariaceae.
CCGUCCGAUCAUCGUGUUCUGAUGGCAAAGAAAAAGCAACGCCUGAGGCAGAAGACGAUGGCUGUUGUUACAAUGGCAGCAGAAUUUCUUGCUCCGGAAUCGGGCCGACACAAAGCAUGCAAGGGGUAACAGCAGCGAUACAAAGAAGCAACGCAAUGGGCAUAUCGAUCCACAAAACAAGAAGCCACGUUGGCAACAUUCUAGUAUGGAUAUCAGUGGCGAUUUUCUUAUUCACAGCCCCCACCGCUUUUGCCGCCACCCCAUCGGAUCCCUCCCAAGCCUGUGAUUCUGUGGCUUCGUCGUGUUCCUGCUCUGAUGCACUGGACCUGCAGCGGCGGGUUGCRCGAGCGGUUAGYAUCGAUGACGGAGGAUCGCUGACGGACGAAGGCCGCUCUCUGCGGGCUACGCUGGAGGACGUCCUUACAGAACAAGAAUGCAUGUUCCUGMUGGAUGCGCUGCCCUCCAACGUCUUUGUGGAUGCGGGUGGUUACGAGAGCACUUCCAACCAAUACACCGCUUCGCGGAACGGGUAUUCCGGAAUUGGGCUCCGCGAACUGGCAAUGGCGGUAGAUCCCGGGGACCAAAGCAAGCCCGUAGUCUUUCGUUCCAAGGCCGACUACGACAGGUUUUUGGAGUUCCGGGAACGGGUCCGUGCCGCUACCGAGCGAUCCCUGAACCUGUGCCCAGGGACCCUCAAGAUUGACUACACACAUAUCUCGCAAAAAACACCCGGUGGGACCCACCGGCCCCACGCAGACAACUGCUUUCAUUACUAUCGUAGUAUUUCCGGUGGAAGGGUGGCCGCAGCCGUGGACCCAUCGCGGAAACACCCCUACGCCAAUCGAGUCGCAGCUAGUAUCCUGUAUCUGAACGACGACGGAUUYGAUGGGGGAGAGUUUUACUGGGCGGACCGAACUUCCGAAGAGGGAACUCCCGAAACAAUUGUUGCUCCCCGGAAGGGCCGGAUGACCGUCUUCACCAGCGGGAUCGAGAAUCUGCACGGGGCCCUGCCGGUGAGAGAAGGAGCGGAUCCAGAGAAACCCGCUCGUCGYCUUGCACUGGCUAUGUGGUAUGUUACCGRGAGCAGCUCGGAAGAAUCUGUUCCGGUGUAUGGGGCGGUUCCAGCUGGUAGAAACGAGGAAGAAGAGGAUCCCAAUCGCACGGUUCUUUUCGAAAUCCCGGUCGAUUCGAUAAAGAUCGGCAGCCUGCGUCUUGCCCUGGGCUUGUACCUGGUAGGAAAGCAGAACACUCCUGCAAAGGGMUCGUGGAGAGCAAACCAAAACAAUGAAAACACGUUGCACAUGAUUUUCAAGGACCAGACAGCCAUGGUUUCCAUCGCUCUGUACAACGAGGCCAUCGUUGUGAGCCGUCAUACGGACGGAAUCCGGAGGCCUUCGCUCCAGUACCAAUUGCAGGAGUCGGUAAUGCUGCAUGGAAUUCUCACCGAGCUCGAAACACUGGCCUAUGGCAUGRCAGAGGGGCAAUCGAACAACGAGGAAGACCGCCUCGUUCGAAUCGAGCCGGCGGCCAUCGACAAGGCACGGAGCACACUGCCUACCCGGAGGUAGCCUCUCUGUGAGAAACACAACAUCAUCACCUUCCAUCUCACUGGACC